Messenger RNA from Schistosoma haematobium, 11985 nucleotides. RefSeq lists its product as uncharacterized. The transcript is spliced from 8 exons. Gene Ontology annotation, molecular function: protein dimerization activity; RNA polymerase II cis-regulatory region sequence-specific DNA binding; DNA-binding transcription factor activity, RNA polymerase II-specific. Lineage: Eukaryota; Metazoa; Platyhelminthes; Trematoda; Strigeidida; Schistosomatidae. Gene Ontology annotation, cellular component: nucleus; aryl hydrocarbon receptor complex; cytoplasm. The record is from RefSeq and is a predicted model, not a curated record. Gene Ontology annotation, biological process: regulation of transcription by RNA polymerase II. The coding region runs from base 10352 to 11524 and encodes 390 amino acids.
GACUCGUCUUACUCGGACCUAGAAACUCGCUAGGAACUGAUUUCUUUUACUUCUCAGUCGAUCUUGUGAGAUUUGGUUUUAAGGGAUAUAUACAUAUUAGGCGGGACCCGCGAAUAUUGGCUGCGUUACUCGUUGGUUGUUUCAUCUGGAAUUACGAUGUUUUGGAGCUGUCAUUGGUAAAAUGGAUAUGGUGGAGAACCUCACAGACUUCUCUCGAGAUAGUGAUGGUGGGAGCGAAAGAGACAUGUUUGAAGUGACGAGUACUAGACUGUCUGCCUGUAAACACGAUGGUGGCGAUCACCAGCAAGACAAGGAGAGGUAUGCAAGGGAAAGUCAUUGUGAAAUAGAGAGACGAAGACGUAACAAAAUGACUGCCUAUAUAAACGAAUUAUGUGAAAUGGUACCAACUUGCAGUUCACUCGCAAGGAAGCCUGACAAACUUACUAUUUUGAGGAUGGCUGUGAGCCACAUGAAAUCGAUACGAGGUACUGUCUAAAUAAAAUUUUCCAGUAUAAUUCAGAAUAGUAGGGUGAAGUACUUAAGUUUUUAUUAGCUAUACUGUUCUGUUUCUCUCGGACUUCAAUUUUUGGUGUUUGCAUCUCGUUUAUUUUUCAUAAGCUCAAUGGCCAAAAUUUGUUUGACUUUUCCUAUUUAUUAUCAAAUUGAUCGAAGUGUCUGGGUCUGGGUUUGACAUUUAUUACGUUCUAUUCAGUAGUAAAUGCAUCGUUCAGAAGUUGAGUUCUUUAGGAAUAUUCUCUCUAGUCACCGAUAGCUAGAGUUCUUUUUUAUGCUUAAUCAGUAGGUUAGAGAAAUGUAAAGCUGAAUUAUUUUCUAGUUUUUUCAUCGUUGUUCAGCUAGAUAUUUCCAAAAAGCAUCCACAAAAUCGCCUUAUAACUAUCAAAUUUUUUUCCAGUCAUUGUGGAAUUAAGCGUUUGUCCAUAUUCAUACAAUCAUAUGCAGUCAAAUAACAUGGAUAAAUGUAAUUUAUGAUCCAGUCAAUCUCACCGUCCAUCCUCAAACUUAAAUUUCUGGGGGUUGUAAUAAUAUUCAGAGGACACUGAAGUUCUUAGAUGUUUCCAUUUAAAUUAUUGUCUUUUCCUAGAUCUCCACUUAUGUUGCAUACCCGUUUCUUUUUCUGGGUUCUAAAUUCUCGGUCUUUCGUGGUAUCACUCAUGUUUAAUUUAAUUUCACUAUUUUUUCAUUCAACUUGUCGAUUCCCACUUCCGCCGUUUAUAUUUUAUGUGGCGACCUAGGCAAAGAGAAAUUUAUACUCGGUCUCUACAUUUAUUGUGAUUCAUUGGUGGGAAACUGUGAGUCGUUGUACUCCGCAAUAGAACGACGAAAUCUUAAUAAUAAUGUCAAUGACACUGUGUUAAAAGAAUCGAUAUUAAAACUGGAGGUGAAUCUAAUUAGUAACUACGUUUAAAUAUUUUGAUUUGUAGUAGUACUUGACUUUUAGGAUCAUAGCAUGAGAUUGGGGGGUUUCGGUUAGUUUCAGCUAUUAACCGGUACACGAAAACCCAUCAUUCAGCUAAUAAGUCUGUACAAAAGAGGCUGAAACUAGUUUAAAAGAACUUAUAAAAGAGGUAGUCGUAAUUCACUGAUGCAUUGGUUAGACUUCCACCUUUGCAAUAUUUGGAAAUCAUAGCAGAUAUUGCAGUCUCAUGGUCGGUUGUAGCUUCUGUCUUGAUAUGACUUUCCUGUUUAACCAUUAGGAUUUCUCUUCCACUUAUCUACUAGUGUCAUGCUUAUGUUCCUUGAUUUUCCUGUACACUGCAGAACAUCAUGACAGAUUUAUGAGUAGUUGAAAUCUUUUAUAGUUAGUAGUAUACAUUCGUGUCGUAUUCUAUGUUGUUUUUGUCUUUUUGCCUAUUGCUGAACGAAACGUUAGAAUUAUUUAAAUUUCAAUCGCUGAGCUUAUUUCAAACAUAGUUUUCACAAAUAGUAUCAAUGCAAAAUGUCAAAUGCGUUAAUAGGUUCGACUUCUUUUGUUUUAGAAGCAUAUUGUCCGUGCUGCAGCGUGUUAGUUUUUGGCUAUGAACUGUACAUCGUGUUUACGUGUUUGGUUGAAAUGAAGUAUCCAAUUCGGCUGCUCACAACUGUCAAGUUAUUUAAUAAGUAUUUUGUGAGAUCAGAUCGUUGGUAUUCGUUUUUUAGUAGGUUUUAGGAGGCUUAACGUCCUUACUUAAGUGCUAGGUAUGUAAUAACUGAAACUCGUCGGGAUUAGUCUAACCGACCAAUCAUGCAUGAUCUGUCAGACAUAACCAACACCAAGUCUGGCACAUAUCUGCAUCGGUUCAAGUUACAACACUAAAGCACAUCAAGGUGCCAGAAUAUUAGAAAUAAUUACAGCAUCGAUGGUAACAUAAUGAUUCAGCAUCAAAAAUAUGACUCUAAAAGGAAAGAAGUAUGAGAUCAUUCUUAAACUCAGGAUCUAAGGGAAGAUACAUGGUGAAUCGAUUUGGGCUAUUUCGAACGAUUCUAAGCAACGUCAACCAGCGUCCCCAUUUUUUUCAGUAAUUGCGCGGAGUCCAAUCAGAUGGUUUUCACCUGCCGAAGGCUUAGUCCAGCAUUCGACAUUUUCAUGGAGUGACGCCACAUUUUUGGUUUGGCCACCUCAAGCUUUGUCCAGCUUCCACACCAGACAUCCCCUUUGAGGGAGUGGUUUGGCGAUAUAUGUAUAUGUUAAGAUAGCCGAAUGGUGUCAUGAGUCUCUAUACCCUCACCUGAUACACAUAGACUAGCAAACGAACAUUAUUUGAAUGCUAAGUUACAAUAUUUCAUUUUGCUGAAAAGUGGUAGCUAACAAACACAAUCAAGAGUUGUGUUUUUUUAAAUACCUUCCUGCUUGAUGUCCUAAAGAUUUCGUUCAUUUUAGGAACUGGGAGUACAACAUCUGAUGGAUCAUACAAACCCUCAUUUCUUUCAGAUCAAGAACUUAAGCAUUUGGUUUUGGAAGUGAGUUUUGUAACAAUAGAUAACCAUUUAUCCAGAAUGAAACCUUUAUGUUUUUCACACAAUAUUUUUAUCCUUUUAAGAGAAUGAAUAGUGUAUCAGCAUUGUAGUUAAUGACAUCUUAUAACCAAUCAUUUCAAAACAUGAAACAAGUUGGUGGAACGAAAACCCCGUGAAAAUUCGCGAGUAAAUAGAACUUAUUAAGAAAUUGUCAGGGCUGUAUUAAUACCCCACUCAGUUUACGUAUAAAUGAUUGAUUACUUAAAAGCCCCAUCGCCUUUUUAUUUUUUGUUCUGGUUGUAAAAUAAGCGCAAAUAAAUCAUUAGAAUAAUAAAUAAUAAUUACUAGUUCUGUAGCCUACCCACCCACCAUUCACAGUUAAACCUGAUUACAAAGUUUGAUUCUUGCCUAUAUGAAUUUUGGUGGAGUAAACUCAAUGGAUUUCAUCAUCUGAUUAUUUGAAAUUAUAUGGAAGUUAAAAAAUGAAAGUUCCUAAAUGGAAGCUUCUUCGUAUCUAUAAAAGCUGAAUGUUUCUAAGAUUCAAAUGGAGUAGCAUGUACUAGUGAGGGCUCAGUACUUAAUUUUAAAGGCUACUGGGACAGAUUUCAAUGAUGAAAUAAAUUGAACAUUGUCGUUCGCUUAUAUGGAAUGUGUCUAUGUACUGUUCUCACCUGUGAGUUUUCAGUUGUAAUAUACUUAAUACAAUUUCACCAUGCUAUUUCUAAUAAACAAGUUAAAUAACGUGUUGUAUUGGUUUUCCCAUGAUUUAUGUUCUAUCAUAUACUACAUAUAAAAUAAAACUGAAAAAGUGUGAUGUCAAUAUUGUUAUAAGUGCAGCCUACAUAUUUAUUAGUUGUACAUUAUAUGAUGGUCCAUUUUAACUACAUCUUUUUCUAAGGCUGCGGAUGGAUUUCUUUUUGUUUGUCAAUGUGAUACUGGAAGAAUCAUCUAUGUGUCUGACAGUGUAACAUCUGUGCUCAAUCAAACUCAGUCAGAAUGGUAUCAGCAUACGCUGUACGAGUUAUGCCACCCGGAUGAUGCAGAGAAAAUAUGUGAACAACUUACUGGAUCUAUAUUACCAUCACAAGGUGCUAGUAUUUUAGGUCUCACAAGUCAAGCUUCGUUAUCUACUUUAUCGAAUAGUAAUUCGACCAAUCUCACCAAACAACCCGCUGGAUCAGACCUUAAAAUGGGCCCUGUUGCAUCUGAUUCCUCUCCUACAUCAGUAUCUGAUCUGGUAUCUACCCACAUAUGCGCUUCCCAACGCCAUAAUUCUCCAGCAAAUUUGACUAAUAAUAUUUGUUCGUCACCUGCUCCUGGGCGGAUACUAGAUUUAAAAUCUGGCACAUUGAAGAAGGAAGGUCAUCAAUCUCACUUACGAGGGAAUAUGAGCUCACGUCGUGGUUUCAUUUGUCGAAUGCGCCUAGGUUCAGCUAUCCAGUGUGCUAUGCAAUCAGAUGCUGGAGUUGUAAGUUCAUUAGGAUUAACGGCUCGGGCACGUUUACGUUAUCGACAUACUUUUGGAAUAUCAUCAAGCGGGCAAUGUUCUUAUGCCGUUGUCCAUGUGACUGGUUUUGUGAAACCAUACAAUCCUACGAUUGACCCCACUCCGAAUAAUGUUCAAGUUAGUGGUCAGGCUAUAGGAUCUCAAGCAUACCCCCUAUUCGGUAGGUUUUUAAUUUUAAUUAUGUGUGAUAGAACUUAACUUUUAACUGAUUCAUUAUUAAACGUUCCUUAUUCUCCUUCUAUUUUACAUCUAUUCACGUUGGGUUCAGUUUCAUUUGAUCGCUUUAUUGAAUGUAAGCCAUAAAAACUUCUUUCACAGUUCGUCUGUUGCAUUACUCCGAGUUAGACGUUUUGGGUGUUUAUCGCAUACAUUACUUAGAUAUCACUAUUAUCGUGUAGAAGAACGUGGAGCAGCAGUCGCUUGUUAAAAAUAGUUUCCAACCAUUAGGUUUCAAUCGCGAACCGUACUCCAUCCCUAAGCCAGCUUGCACAGCCGGAUAAUAUCACUGUCUAUUAAAUAGAGUGUGAUUUGAAUCGAAACACAUAGAUCGCUAAUCGAUAAAUGAGUCACACUAAAAUGAAUUAUUCAAACUAUCCUGUAGAUGAUUAAUUUCGAUAAGCUACAUCUCUAGGAACAGUAUCGUCUAGUGGUUGUAAUUAGUACUCUGAAUAUUUGAUAUUAUAUUACGAAACAUGCUUAGCUUUACGCACUCAUUUAAUGAUUUUUUCAUUAGAAUACUAGUUUAUUGCAAUCUAAAUAUUUUGAACAUUACAUUGACUUUUGCAUUUACAACCAAUUUUAAACGUUGAAAACAUGUUCAAUUGGAUUGUAAACGCGAGUUAUUUUAUUCAUAUGCUUAAAACGUAUUUUGCAUAGAUAAUUGAUUCCAAUUUAAUUUUCGUUGAAAUUUACCUCAUUCGGCGUACACUUGUUAAUAGGUAAGAUAAUUCGUAAGCAUAAGGUGGGACAUGUCCCAAAUAAAGUGCACAUAUGACAUAUCUCUGUUUAGUGAAAAUGCUAAUAAUAUGCAGUUUUCGGAACAACUGAAAAACCAUGUAAAAAUGUUUGUGAUGUACUUCUUCUCUUCUGAAUGUAAAAUGAUGCUUUUGGACUUGUCUACAUCAAUGCUUAUUUUGGUCAAAGGGAAUGAAGUAGUUAAGUGCGUUGACCACUUCAUCCACGUUUGGAAUUCCAUUAAGUUGGUGAGUGGUAAUUGGUACGGAUACAAAAAGCUCUCCUGGCUUUUUUCAACUUGCGCCACCUACGUUACAUUAAAAUAUUCACCUCCCAACCGGUGUUGAAUUUAAAUUCCAGUCGACUAUAUAUUAACCAACGGUUAGAUAACAUGGUCUGUUCAGAUGGUUAACAUUCGCGAGCUAUUUGUAUUUGGUUAUAGGUAUCUUCAAACGAAUCCUCGCGCAUUUCAGAACAACGAGGUGAGAAAUCCUGUGGUUGGGUGUGUGGUACUAGGUAAAAUGUCCAAGUCAAUUAUUAACCCCUAUAAACCUUUAUCGACUAAGGUGAUUAGAGCACGUGUCAUGCAUGCCUACCACUUACCCCGACGUGCAGUAGUGGCUAACAAUAAGACAGGUUGGAACUAAGUUGUAAGCGAAUGGAAUAAGAACAUCAGUGUGUAAAGUCAUUGACUGCUGAUCUGAACCGUGCCAGUGGGUUCCGUUUUUCUGAUCUGGUCUAGCAAAAUACUGGUAAUCAAUGUUUGGAGCUGUUGGGUAACAUGUCGAGAAAACAGUCUCCAUAGUGCAGUAGGAUCUAUUCCCAGUCUUCCUCCAUUUCUUCAGUUUAGUGAUAACCCUAACUCUUCUUCCAUCUUAUUCCUCUUUGCUUCGUAUAUUUUCGUCUUUGACAUCCAUUUCACCUGGAAGUAAGUUCUCUCGUCUGUUUUUCUUGUCAAGGACUCAGGAUAUUUAUUCGUACUCUCUGAUGAUUACGAACAGACUUUAAUAUGCAUUCGUCCAAGUUAACACACUUCAUGUCUAAUAUAAUGAAAAUAUUUUCUCGACGGUCGAGAUGUAGAUAAGAAUAAACGGAGAAUGAAACACUUACAUUGUGUUUAGGGAAAGAUAAAGAAUGAGUCCUACACUACUGUAUUCAUUAUUAAACGGUCUUUAGUAACUAAUUACGAUUAUGAAAUAACCUAUACGUUUUCACAAAAUUCAGGCGAAACGUUAAAAACUUACUGGACUGAUUUUAUAUUUCCGUUCUACUACCCUUUACUUCCUACUAAUUUAUUCGUACGCCAAAAUCAAAUACAAAAUAGACGGUGACUAAAUUCAUACAACACACAGUAAGGUGACCUAGGUUUAAUUCCUCCCUAUACUCUGAUUUGAUCACGAGUGUUCAGAUACGAAGUUUUCAAUAAUAUUACUUAAUAAUUAGAGUUCUCAUUCGAUAUCAAACAGCAGUACAAUAUAUUUUAAUAAAUAAAUGUCAAUGUUGUUCUCAGAUCUUGAGAAAAACUAGUGGUAACUACUUAAAUUUUCUGUUUUCUCUAGCUUCCUAUGUCAAUUAAAAAUGUUAGCUAAACACAUGAAAGAAAUUUCUGAUUACUCUAUAUCAUCAGUACAAGAAAAACCAUGCUAGGGUAUCGAGUUCUAGUAUAUUAUGCCGUAUGUAAGGUUAUAGGUUAUCAUGAAAGGGUCAUCAAGGUAAAUGAACCUUUGUUUCAGUGAGCUGUUUUACGUAUGUUGGAAGUAAUACGAGUGAAAAUCACAUUUAUAAUCAAUACAUAAUUUUCUGCUAAAAACAGUAGUUGAAGAUUUACAUUACCAACAGUCCUACGAUCACUUGUGUUUCAAACGACUUAUAUUUUGUAUAUAAUUUUGUCACUUCAUCCUACAAAGUAACUUAUUGUUAUGUUUACUUACAACAUUGGUUAAUUGGAUUAGUCACCAUUUAGACAGUGUUCUCAGCAGUUCGAAAAAUCAAUGACAUAUCACACCUGAACAUAUGAAUUUUCUAUUGAAAUCAUGAGCCGAGCACAGUCAAACAAAUUUUGAAAAUCCGGAAUCACUGGACAGCCGUUUUGUCCUAGCAUGGGAGUUUUAAGCGGUAGACGUUCACGAUCCAUUUUCUUCUAACGUACGAAUUAUUAUCAUCGAUGAGAUGUAGCAUAUAUUUAUUUCAUUUUAUUUAGGUGAACUGAUUUUCAAAUAGUUUAUCCCUUUGAUAAAUUUAGAUAAUUCAAUGAGAAGAUGAAGCUUCUGAAAACCAUGUAGUAUAUUUCGAUCAAUCUGAUCACACAUUUACUUGUUAAGACAUUUAUGUGUGAACAAUAAAGGUCAUGUAUUAUUCCUUAUUCUCUUUGUUCUACUCAUAUCUCGCUAUUCAUCUGGUUGGUUAUUAUUUUACAUAUAUAAAUGUUCUUAACAAGUAUAUGUGUGACCAAACUGUUCGAAAUAUAUUGCUCCAAUAUAUCAUAUACUUCUCAUAAUUUUUAUCUUGUUAUUGGACCAUUUAGACUGAACUUUGCCAUAAAACCCUCACUGAAAUAUGGUCUAACAAGUGUGUAAGGAAAAAAUCGAUAUAUGAAGUUUUUUUUCUUUCCAUAAUAAAUGUCUGUUAGAUAAGUUUGCUGUUUGCACAUUCCAUAUACACUCUUCGUAAAUAUAUAACUAUUAGAAAUUAAAUGUACCUACUUAGUGACUCUUAUUUCUAUUUUAAAUCAUAACGAAAAACAUCCUGAUGAUUUUUUUCCCUUCAAAUUUUAAUGUAUUUAUAGAGAGCACUAAGUUACUGUGUAUUUAUGUAUUCUUUGUUAUUAGUUUAUUGACCAAAACAACAACAAAAAAUUAGUAAUUAGUUUAUUUGAUGGUCUCAUCUCAGAAGAAAGUGACUUUAAUCCUCCAAUCUCCGAUAAUAAUCACCUCGGUCGUUCCGAUACAAAUAAUUGUUCAGAUGUUCAUGUACCUCAGUGUUUAAUAGCUUUAGGUCGUUUACAGGUAGUCAACAAACCAGAAGCCCUUGACCUUUAUCCUCAUCGUUUUAAUGAAUUCCUUACACGUCAUUCAGCAGAUACGCUUAUCACAUUUUGCGAUCAACGAGUUCAAAACGUUCUUGGUUUAGAAACAAAUGAAGUCCUUGGACAAGCCUUUGGAAAUCUCCUACCUUCUUCCAGAGACAAGAUUAGUUUUCAAGAAGUUUUUGACAAAGGUAAUUCUAUUUUUUCAUAGUGUCUAUAAAAUAGAUCAUCAGCUUAUUUACCUCAAGUUUUCCAGAACCUCAUAAUUAAGACAACAUAAUACAAUGAUACACAUUGUUUAUUGUGUGAAAAGAAAGAUAACAAGAGAAUCGCGGAAAGCAAAAGAAAUGAUAAAAAGAUUGAAAAUAAAAGUUUCAAUAUUAACUUCACUAUACACUAGUAUGUAAAAACAUUAACAUCCAAAUGAUACUGGAAUAGAAGUUCGCAAUAAAAUAGAUGGACCGUCAUGAACUGAUAAAGUUUACUCAUAUGGACUAGUAAUUUUAAUGUAUUACUUCUAAGUACUUGGAUUAAAUUCCAUUUUAUCUUUAGAUAAUCAAAUCUUAUUAAUUAAAAUCAUGAAACGAUCAGUGUUAGAUCGCCAUUGAAAACUUGGAAGCACUGGACGGCCGUUUCGUCUUAAUGUGUGGGACUUCUCAGCAAUGCGUAUGUGCAAUCCUGCACGUGGAAUCUAUUUCUCCGACAAUGUUAAUUUCUGACCGUUUAAAACAAUACACUUCAGUGCAUAUUCAUGCAUUCAUUCACGGUUUCCUUUGGGUUUCUUUUUGAUGACUUAAUUACCAUCAGCCAUUAUGGGUAUUAUUGUCUUUGAAGAAGACUUCAAUGACCCUUAAUCUGCUUUAUUCAAUACCUCUUUACUCGAGCUUUUUUCUAGCAAAUUAUCUUUCUAAAUUUUGAGUCGAAGACUAUUAAAAAAACGUCUGGUCAUAUUAGGGAUGUUGCAUCCCUAAAUAUAUUUUAGCAGGAAGAAAUUAAGUAAGAGAUUAUGUGUUGAUAAGCAUGGAUCAAUAGUGACCAUCAGUGGGAUCCAGGACUCAUGUCUCAUCCUACUUGGAACUCAUCGGCUGGAUAUACCUGGAAAGUGACUGGUCAAUUGCAAUCCUAAACAGCAAUGGGAAGAUUCAAACAACUAAUACAGAUUGUGUAUGGACUUUGAUGUGAUUUUCCUUUAGUUGGAUUUUGUAUGGAUUCUUUGUAAUUUCUGUUCAUUUCACUUAUUAAUUCAGUCUGAUUUUUGCGCAGUACAACAUUAAUUUAUAUCAGUUAAUCCAUCUUAAUUUUUUCAUUCACUUCGAUUUUACUUAGCAUACCAUUCAAUUGUAUUAUUUCUCCGUCAUUUUGUGUUUAAAUGACGAUUAUUCUGUUUGAUGACUAUUAUAUAAUUUAUAAUCACUGUAAUCGAAUGACAAUUCAGUGUAUUCAAAUUUAAUUUUUUAUGGUCUCUAUCAUAUAAAUCUUCCUUGUAUUACGUGUUUUGGAGAAGGAAGCUGUUGUGUUCUGACUUUAAAUGUCGUCAGAGUAUUCACGGUUACUUCAAACCAUGUCACAUUUGCAUUAGGAAUAUUAUUACUCUUUGUCAUAAUUCUUAUUAUGAAUUAAAUAAAAAUAUAACGUUUUUGUCCUUUCAAUUAGCCUGGAAGCUCAAAGGCCAGUCAUUCACAAUCAUGGUACAUAUGCGUUCCAAAUUAUUUACUGAAUUGCUGUUCGUUAAGUGUCAUUUAACAGCGUUUGUGAAUCCCUACAGUGAGGAGGUAGAAUAUGUUAUUUGUACGACAAGUUCUAUGAAGUAAGUAUGUUCUUAGUUAAAUGUAAGACUCAGUAGAUUGUAUGGUAUAUCAUGAAAAAAUUCACUUUAUUAUUACAUUUAAUUCCUUGUUUUACCAACUAGGAUGCUACGAAUAUCUACUUAUUUUCGUGCAUAUAUUCAAUUAACUUUAUUCCACUUCAGAGCUUUCGAAAGUGAGACUUCAGGUUCAAAUCCAAAUAGUACCUAUACGGAAAACAACAGUUACGGUCAAACUAAGGCAGAUUUCUUUGAGAGGACAUCCCAUGUUACUCACGCUAAUUGUUCGAUAGUACGUGAUCAUAUUAAUACGACACCAAUUCAACCGAACCCUAAAUCUUCGACUUAUAUUCAUUCAGUUAACCAAGCAAAAGAAUCACAUUUGUCUACUUACUGGAGACAUACAAAUGAAAAUACAGAUCACUUUGACCCAGGAUUCGCAAUACAACCAAGUACUACUGAGAUGAAUCUAUCCUCGAAUAUUGAUCAUCAAUCAUAUCCAUUUUCCGGCCAGGUAGAUUCAUCCUUGAACGAACCUAACUCAUUACAUAGUUUGUCAUGCUCUAACACACAAUUAAUACCGCAAUCAAAUCAAGAACACGCUAAUAUUCAACACCAUACAGAUCCAGCAUCUGGUGACUAUUUGUCAUCUAUGCCAAACAAUUACGGUACACUACGAAACGGUACAGAUUUUCCGACAAGUGAUGUUCAGGCGCUAAAUAAUUUUGAUCACAAACGCAACAACUCUCUUGAUGUUAACUGUGCUUUUCAAGCGUCUAACCUGAACACAGGUGACUGCAUAGUUCAAACAUCUGAAAGUGGAUUAACACGCCCAUCAGCUAUCUGCUUUAUGCCGUCAGAUUCAGUAGGUGAUUGUGGUUGUGAUAUUACAGAAAAUAUGUCACCACAUACCAUGUCAUAUCUCAAUAUGAACCGGCCAUUUGGUAAUCAUGAAACAUACUUACCAAGUAUUGAUAUUGCCUCAGAUUCCAGGACAUAUCGACAACCGAUUACUGAUCAUCCUACUUCUGCUUUUCAUGGAUGGUACGAUCCUACACUACCUUCCAGUUCCAUAUCCACUUCGGAGUCUUCCUCUAUACCGUCGGAUAUUUAUCAUCAACCCGUUGCAAAUAACCACACGCAAGAUGAUUUAUCCGCCAGCGAUUUUGUAUACACUCAGCCUCACAUAUUGCAAACCAAUAAUGAAACGAAUAACUGUAUGCAACAAAACCCUCUGCAGCAACCGAGUUAUGAUUAUUUCAAAUACACUGUACAAUAGCUUAAAAAACAUUUGAAGUGAGUUGUAUUUUGUCCCUGGGGAUGUUGUGCAAACACUAUCAUUCCACUUAAAAAUGACUGUUGUAUAGUUUAUUUGGAGUGUAUACUUGAAUUCUCUGUAGUUUUAUUUCAUAAUGAUUCUUUUGUGUAUCCAUAUAUUCUUUUUAUGCAUAUCUAUCUUAAUAGUUAAUAUUGUUAUUGCUUACUUUUGCUGGUCUUUUUUUAUUUAAUCAGGUUAAUCGUUUCCUGAUGUCAUUGUGUACAUGUCUUCUUAAUUAUUUCAUGAGCUUAAAAGGAAUUAUGCUAUGCUUUAAAGAUUAUAUAUAUACUUAGUUGCUCUACAAUUUCAGCAUUUUUAAAUAUCUUUUUCUUUGUUAAUUAAUGGUACUACUUCAUUUAUAAAUAGAAAUAAACUGUAAACUAAUGUACACUAGUUAUCUUAAUUACGUUAUAUAAAAGCAC